GGAGGGUUUAAGGUGCGGUUCGGACGCCGUUCCAACUCUGUACCAACUGCGAACUGAAGCGAACGGGUCGGGUCCCGCCAUGUCGUGACGACGAUGCAGCUUUCUGCCUGGCUGCUUUCUUUUACUGCAUAUACAUUCAACUUCAAGGUUGUAUCCAUAUUCUAUUGAAUCCUCGCUCUGAGAGCUGACCAGAAAGCAUGGACGAUGUUGUGGAACUCGAAUUUCGGGCACCUGCUAUCAAAGCUCUUGGCUCUCUCUUCAAGCUCACCCAAGUUUUCCUCUGGUAUGGUGCUUCAGCAGAGACCCGGGAGGAAGGAAUGUCUUUCACCGAUACUCUUCAUGAUGACGGGACUAACUCGGACACCGUUUUUGUUAAUGAGGAUGACAGAGAACUUGCCACUCAGAUGAGUUUGUUAGGGCUUCCCCUUUCCUUCCAAACAAAUAAAGAAAGGAGGAAUGGCAGGACAAUUGGUAAAAGAAAGGAUACCAGGAAGAAUCCAUAUAAUUGUGAAGGGGAUGAUGAUAGUUUACUGGAUUUAACCAAAGUGAAUGAGGGGGAUCCUGCAUCUUCCACCGCUUUUUGUGAUAAAACAAGUGGUUCUUUUUGUUGCACGUCAAUGCCCAGCCAAGGUGAAUCUUGUUGCUUCCAUGCUGCAGCUGAUGCCAAUAAAACUCAAUACAUUUUGGCUGAAGGAGAAGAUUCAGCUAAUUUGACUGCUAGGAUUUCUUGUGCUGCCCAGGAACAGACACCCAAUGGACUAUCUAGCAUUAUAUCAAAUCAUAGUCUGGAUUCCAACCUGAAAACUGCAUCUAGCCCAAACGAUUUAGAUCCUAGAGCUUCUGCAGGAAGCAGUAUUUUACUUGAUGAUAUUGAGCAUUGUAAGAAAGAAAAGGAUGGAAGAUUAAUUGAGUUUGCCUGUGGUCAGGAUUCUGAAGAUCAGAAGUUCUAUAAUGAUAUUUUUGUUGAGCACGUACAGGGCCCUGGUGUGGUUGCAUGUUUCCAGCCUACAGAAGUGCCUGAUGGUGGCAAAACUAACAGUAAACACAACGGGGACUUCAAAGAAUGGACCUCACAUUGGGACUCUUUCUACAUGAGAAACUACUUCUAUAGCACCAAAACUCAUGAAUCUACAUGGGACACUCCUCUAGGGAUGGAACACCUAGUGUCUGGUGAAGUCAUUGAGAAACAAGACGAAAUGAAUGAGAUUGCUGAAGUGAAUUUUGACCUCAUGGUUUCUUUUCCUUGUAACAAACCACUAGAUUGUUGUGGUUUGCAGUGUGGUACCAAUUUGCUUGGUGAAUCCAAGAAUGAUGAUGAAUUACUGGAUCAACUGCCACCUAGUGAGUCCUUACAAGGGUUUGAGCUUGCUGGUGAAAACUGUCAUGAAUUGAUGACUGUACCUGCUCUAAGCUGCAGCUUUCAGCAAUUGUAUCAAAAGCAGCAGAUCAACAAGAAUUGUUGUGAUGAAACUUCUUCACAUGUCUUGUUGCAGCACAUCGACAGUGUGCCUACUAACACACUAUCAGAGGGCAAUUUGAAUGAUAACAUGCUUGCAGGAGUUAUUGAUCCUGCAACUGUUCAGUUGGAAGCCCAGCCAAAACCUGUCACUAGAAAAGUGAAAAAGAAAGCAAGGAAGAAAAACCAAAUCAACAGGAAAUUAUCUUGUGAUUCCAGGGAUCUUCAGCUCCAAGGAUUUUUGGAGGACUUCUUCCCCAGUAUUGGCAAAUAUUGGUGUCAAAGAUACCUACUCUUCUCCAGAUUUGAUGAUGGAAUAAGAAUGGAUGAAGAAGGUUGGUUUUCUGUCACUCCUGAGCCUAUAGCCAAACAUCAUGCAUUACGUUGUGGUACUGGCAUCAUAGUUGAUUGUUUUACUGGGGUUGGUGGGAAUGCCAUCCAAUUUGCACAGAGGAGCAUACAUGUUGUUGCAAUCGAUAUUGAUCCAAAGAAGAUUGAUUAUGCACAGCAUAAUGCAGCCAUAUAUGGGGUUUGUGACCGUAUUGAGUUCAUAAGAGGGGACUCUUUCCUUUUGGCUCCUAGAUUGAAGGCAAACACGGUCUUCUUGUCACCUCCCUGGGGGGGUCCUGAUUAUGCUAAAGAAAAAACAUAUGACAUCAAGACCAUGCUCAAGCCGCAUGACGGGUAUGUUCUCUUUAAUGUUGCUCGGAGAAUUGCUUCCAGAGUGGUGAUGUUCCUUCCGAGAAAUGUUGACUUCAACCAACUGGCAGAGUUAUCUCUAUCUGCCAAUCCUCCAUGGUCACUAGAGGUGGAGAAGAACUUCUUAAAUGGCAAGCUGAAGGCCGUAACUGCUUACUUCACUGAUAUGUCCGUGUAGAAUACAGACUAGCUUUCUGAACUAUUCCAAUGUCAAAGGUUGUUUAUACCAGCUACAUUGCGACAAAAUAGUUGCUGCCAAGGGUUCUACUGUGGCAGCUUGCAUCUCACAACGCUUCUAUAGAUGUCUUGUUAGUAUAUUACAUCAUUAUAAAUUAGUGUGAUUAGAUACCAAGGUGACACUAUCAUGUUUGUACCAGAAGUAACGUGUCACAAGCAACAACAGACCAUGACAUUGAAUUCCUGUCACAAACAAGCCAUUUAUAAACUCCUACAAGAUUUUAGUUUUGCAGCAUUUUCGAAA
Molecule: messenger RNA, 2636 nt
Organism: Diospyros lotus (date-plum)
Lineage: Eukaryota; Viridiplantae; Streptophyta; Magnoliopsida; Ericales; Ebenaceae
Exons: 11
Coding region: 198-2333 (711 amino acids)
Biological process (GO): 7-methylguanosine cap hypermethylation; 7-methylguanosine RNA capping
Cellular component (GO): nucleus
Molecular function (GO): protein binding; RNA cap trimethylguanosine synthase activity
Source: RefSeq, a predicted model, not a curated record